CUGGGCCACUCUAGGCUCUGCUUGUGCUUGCUGCUAAAAUUUUAAUUUCUUGUCUCCAAUUUUAAGACACGCAGUAGCUAUGGAAAUGGAGCAGAAUGACACGCCAGGGGAACCUGAACCACCACAGAGCAACCAUGGGAAAGAAGACCUCACGAUCUCGUCCAGCAAUAGCAGCAGAAGAAGUGAAGUCAGUUUCUUAGAGACAUGCUGUUCACUUCACGAGAUUAUGAGCUCUGACCUAACCGCUUUGGAUUUUAAAUGGAGCCUCUUUGUGUCUGCUGCGAGCAGUUACAAAUUUGACUCUUGUCUCAGGCCAUUCCCUAGCCAGUUUAUUAAGGAUGGUGAAAAAGAUAUUGAUGCUGUGAGAAAUAUUAUCAAAGAAAUGCCACCUCUCAUAAAAUUAUUGGAGCAACUGAAGAGUGGCACCUGCCAGAAGGAGACAGUUGAAUUAUUGUCUUGGAUUCUGAGUCAGGAACCUAAACUGGUUACCGUCCCCAAGAAUAAGCACAAAGAAGUUCUUGGCCUUGCACCUUCAGGAAUGACUGCCAAAGAACCAAACUUGAUUAUUGAGGUAAAGGGUCGGCCAAACGACGAACGGUGGGAGCAGAGCUGCUCCCAAUAUAAAACUAUGAAUGCCUACCAUGGCAGCAAACUAGAAAACUUCCACUCCAUCCUUAGAUACGGGCUUCAGCAGCACAUGAACACUACUGCGUUGUUUGGAGCUGGGAUUUACUUGUCGAGUGAGCUGGGAGUCAGUUUGCAUUACAGCAAGACAGGGAUCACAUGGACCGGCAGCGUCUUGGGAAAUAAAGUCAGUUGUGUUGCUUUGUGCAAGGUGCUCAACCACCCUGAUGUCAAGUGCCAGCAAGGUGGUUCUCCUGAGGAAGUUAGGAGCAGGUCUACAAGCAGCGACAGCUUGGCAGGGGCGAUUCCCAAAAAAUAUGUUCUUGUGCGGAACAGCGAACAUGUCAGGGUGUGCUACAUAUUGGUCUAUUGCAAACCAAUGUCUAGAGCUGAGUCAGCGGUCGAUUCGACGCUGAAUUGGUUCAUCAGGAACAAAUUUAUCAUCCUCCUUCUGGCGUAUAUUUUCCUUCUCGUGGCCAUUGGCAUCAGUAAUAACCAUUCAAUCAAAAGAUUCAUCAAGCGCGCUCUAAAAAGGUAUCUGUCGUGAACAUGUUCCUAUUUUUCAAUUUUACCUCCAACUUCUGUAAGCUACAAGCAUUUUUUCUGGUCACUUAAAACCAAAGAUAAUGUGAAUUUUACCUAUUGCAAGCAUUUAAUUUCUAAAUGUGAGUGAAAGCGUUAAAAUACUUGUCUUCAAGCUUUUAUCAAGAGGAGUUGAAUUUGAAUAGCACUUGUAUUGGAACUGAAAAUAUUUUUCUAUUUCAUAUUAUAAAAAAUCUCCCCUAGAAAAGAUCCGACGAAUAUUCCGCAUUUUUUCCUGCAAAAUACUUUAAGGAUUAGUAAAUAAAAAGAGAUUUGAUAUGGU
Cloeon dipterum is the source of this 1489-nucleotide messenger RNA. It is a transcript of the gene Parp16, whose product is annotated as Poly(ADP-ribose) polymerase 16. Gene Ontology annotation, molecular function: protein serine/threonine kinase activator activity; NAD+ poly-ADP-ribosyltransferase activity; kinase binding. Gene Ontology annotation, biological process: endoplasmic reticulum unfolded protein response. Gene Ontology annotation, cellular component: endoplasmic reticulum tubular network; nuclear envelope; membrane. The record is from RefSeq and is a predicted model, not a curated record. Bases 80 to 1171 code for a protein of 363 amino acids. NCBI's taxonomy places the organism in Eukaryota, Metazoa, Arthropoda, Insecta, Ephemeroptera, Baetidae. The transcript has 7 exons.